Molecule: messenger RNA, 9996 nt
Organism: Diceros bicornis minor
Lineage: Eukaryota; Metazoa; Chordata; Mammalia; Perissodactyla; Rhinocerotidae
Gene: ARHGAP31
Product: Rho GTPase activating protein 31
Exons: 12
Coding region: 796-5157 (1453 amino acids)
Biological process (GO): small GTPase-mediated signal transduction
Molecular function (GO): GTPase activator activity
Source: RefSeq, a predicted model, not a curated record
GGCCGCGGGUCCCCCUCGGAGAGCGGCGAUUUCCUCCCGGGCUGCCCAGUUAUCUCUGGAGGCGCAGAGCGGCUCUCCGAAGAGCGCGUUCUCUCCCCCACCCCGUGCUCCUCAACCCACCCACCUACUUCCUCCGGCUCCAUACACACACAGGCUCAGAGCUGCCAAAAAUUUCCACCCUCCGCCCCCCCUCCCUAGCUAACUUCCUUCCAGCAUUUCCUGAGCUGGAUGAUCCUAGGAUUUGUAAGACAGGAAAAAAAGGAAGGCGUGAGGGCGGGCGAGAGAGACAGGAUGCUUGUUUUUCGUUUGACCAAAGCCGUCUGAAGGCACGGCGGCGGGCGCAGGGAGGAGGACCCGCGGCAGCCCCUGGGCUGUCUCCUCGCCCCCGGCUGCUGCCCGCUUCCGCGCUCUCGUCGUCUCCCGGGCAUCCAGAAGGGCGGAGAGGAGAGCUCGCCCGCGCUCUGAGGCGGAGGAAAACACCCGAAGACACCGCAGGAGCCUGUGAAAGUCCCUGGGACUCCAAGUGAGGAAGUGACACUCCCAAGCUCGCCGGCCCGCCGCUGCCAGCUCUGCACGGCCUCCGGCACCGCGGCCCUGGAGGAGCGCGCCGUGGAUCUCAGGCUCCGCGCCCCGCGGGGUCCAUGCGCACCGCCCCGGGCCCAGGUUCUUCUGGACGCCCAUGCGGCCCCCCAGAGCCGCGCCGCAGCCAGUGAGCUAACCCCGGAGACCGCCUUAGGCGCGGUGCCAAGCAGAGGGGAGGGGGAGACGGAGGGGCAACCUCUUUGGGACUAACUCAUGAAGAACAAGGGUGCCAAGCAGAAGCUGAAACGAAAGGGAGCCGCCAGUGCCUUUGGCUGUGACCUGACCGAAUAUCUGGAAAGCUCAGGACAGGAUGUUCCAUAUGUAUUGAAGAGCUGUGCAGAAUUUAUAGAGACUCACGGCAUCGUGGAUGGAAUUUAUCGGCUCUCCGGAGUCACCUCAAACAUACAACGGCUAAGGCAAGAGUUUGGCUCAGAUCAAUGUCCAGAUCUGACAAGAGAAGUGUACCUCCAGGACAUCCACUGUGUGGGCUCACUCUGCAAGCUCUACUUUAGAGAGCUGCCCAAUCCCCUCCUGACUUAUGAGCUCUAUGAGAAAUUCACGGAGGCAGUGUCGCAUUGCCCGGAAGAAGGCCAAUUGGCCCGAAUCCAAAAUGUUAUCCAGGAGCUUCCCCCGUCCCAUUAUAGGACCUUGGAAUACCUGAUUCGACACCUGGCCCACAUCGCUUCCUUCAGCAGCAAGACCAACAUGCACGCCAGGAACCUGGCCCUGGUGUGGGCGCCCAACCUCCUCAGGUCCAAAGACAUUGAAGCCACUGGUUGCAAUGGAGACGCAGCCUUCCUUGCAGUCCGAGUCCAGCAGGUGGUGAUUGAGUUCAUAUUGAAUCAUGUGGAUCAAAUCUUUAACAACGGUGCACCUGGGUCUCUGGAGAAUGAUGAAAACCGGCCCAUCAUGAAGAGCCUGACCUUGCCAGCCCUCUCUCUGCCCAUGAAGUUGGUGAGCCUGGAAGAAGCUCAGGCUCGGAGCCUGGCUACUAACCAUCCUGCUCGGAAGGAAAGGAGAGAGAAUAGUCUGCCUGAGAUUGUCCCUCCCAUGGGCACCCUCUUCCACACCGUCCUUGAGUUACCGGACAACAAAAGAAAGCUCUCCAGUAAAUCAAAGAAGUGGAAAUCAAUAUUUAACCUGGGACGUUCUGGAUCAGACUCCAAAUCAAAGCUGAGUAGAAACGGGAGUGUUUUCGUGAGAGGACAGAGGCUCUCAGUGGAAAAGGCUACUAUCCGACCAGCUAAAAGCAUGGACUCGCUGUGCUCGGUGCCGGUGGAAGGAAAAGAAACCAAAGGAAAUUUCAAUCGAACAGUCACCACUGGUGGAUUUUUCAUUCCAGCAGCGAAAAUUCACUCAACCAGCACCGGCAGCUCCUGUGACCUCAGCAAGCAGGAGGGCGAAUGGGGCCAGGAGGGGAUGCCCGCAGGGGCGGAGGGGGGCUUUGACAUGAGCAGUGACCGAAGCCAACUCCAGGGCACUCAGGCCCGGCCCCCACCUGAGCAACUGAAGGUGUUCCGGCCUAUCGAGGAUCCUGAGAGUGAGCAGACAGCACCCAAGAUGCUGGGCAUGUUCUACACCUCGAAUGACAGCCCUGGCAAAUCUGUCUUCACCAGCAGCCUCUUCCAGAUGGAGCCGUCGCCCCGGCACCAGCGCAAGGCCCUGAACAUCUCUGAGCCCUUCGCCGUGUCCGUGCCACUCCGCGUGUCCGCCGUCAUCAGCACCAACAGCACCCCGUGCAGAACACCCCCCAAGGAGCUGCAGUCUCUUUCCAGCCUGGAAGAGUUUUCUUUCCAGGGAUCAGAGAGUGGAGGUUGGCCUGAUGAGGAGAAGCCAGUGGGAGCUGAGACUUCUACAGCUUCUGGACCUAAGAAGGUGGUUCUCGAGGAUGCCAAGCCAGCACCUGAAGCCAUGAGGACAGUGGAAUGCAGCAAAGGCCCUUCCCUGGAGCCAGGUGCCCAACUGGAGGAGAAGAAAACCUCAGAAGUCUCCCUGGGCUCUCAGCAUUCAAGUGAAUUAGAGAAGAGGCUGGAUCCAGACAAGGCGGUGGAGGAGAGUCGAGAGGCUGGCCAGAUGGAGUCCAGUGCUCUGCAGGAGAGCCCCCGGGCCAGAGCCGAAGCAGUGUUUCUCCAUGAGAUGGAUGAAGAUGAUCUGGCCAACGCCCUGAUGUGGCCCGAGAUUCAACAGGAGCUGAAAAUUAUUGAAUCUGAGGAAGAACUCUCUGUUUUGCCACCUCCUGUUCUAAAGAUCAGCCCCACUCAGCCAAUUCUGGAGUCCAGUCCAGGGCCUUUUGCUUCCCUGGAGCCUCUUGGGAGCUUGUCUUGUGGCUCCGCCCCAGCUCCAGGCCCCAUCCCCCUGGAGGAGUGGACUAGGGAUCCAACCAAUCAGAGCACACAGGGGGCGUCCACAGCAGCCAAUAGAGAAAAGCCCGAGACAAGCAGCAGCCUCCACAGAUCCGAGCCGGAGAAGGGCCAGCGCCCAGACCCCACCAGCCUGGCUCCUCUGGAAAUAGUGCCCUUUGAGACGGUUUCUCCACAAGCGAAGGUGGAGGUGGGAGGCCGAGGGAAUCUGUCUCCUGUGCUCCCGCCUGCUCCUCCCCCUCCAACUCCUAUGGAGGAGUUGCCUCGAGUCCAGCUAUCAGAGGGCAGCCCUGAGGGAGAAGAUUCAUCCAGGAAUUUGAAGACAAAUCCGUAUACAGACCAGCUGAAGUCCAACGGCAGCCCUGGGGUCCCCAGUCUUUGUCAGGGAGAAGAGCCCUCUCCAGGACAAAGUGAAAAGCAAAAUUCAAAGGAUGCUGCUCCUGAGAGAAAAGGCUCUGGUUUUCCAAGCCCCGCAAGGGAGGUUGAGAUCUCCCCACAAGGAGAGGGGGAUGUCACCCAUUCAGUACAGGAGCCCUCAGACUGUGACGAAGACGACACUGUGACAGAUAUUGCCCAGCAUGGCCUGGAGAUGGUGGAGCCCUGGGAGGAGCCCCAGUGGGUGACGAGUCCUCUUCACUCCCCAACUCUGAAAGAUGUGCAAGAGGCCCAGAUGCAGGGCCCCCAGGGCCACCGAUUGGAGAAGAGGGUUUCCCACAGGCCCAGCCUUCGCCAGAGCCAUUCUCUAGAUAGCAAAACCACAGUUAAGAGCCAGUGGACUCUUAAGGGUCCCUCCUCCAGCAGCUGUGCUAAUCUUGAAGCAGAGAGGAAUUCUGACCCUCUGCAGCCCCUGGCAUCCAGGAAAGAGAUUACUGGAUGGGAUGAGAAAGCCCUGAGGUCCUUCGGAGAGUUCUCUGGCCUGCAAGAGACAGAAGUUCUUCCCAACCGGAAGGGAUCAGGUGGUUUGCAGCCCAAACCAGCGGAAACCAGCCCUGUCAGCCUAGCAGAGGGAAAGGAACUGGGGACACACCUGGAGCACUGCAACCCUCAGAUUGAGCAAGGUGGUGUUCCUGGGCCAGAGAGCAGCAAGGAGAGUUCCCCUAGCGUGCAGGACAGUACCUCACCUGGAGAGCAUCCCCCAAAGAUACAGCUAAAGAGCACUGAGUGUGGGCCCCCAAGAGGGAAAAAUAGGCCUUCUUCCCUCAACUUGGACUCUGCCAUUCCCGUCACUGACCUCUUCCGGUUUGAGAAUGUGGCCUCAUUUGGUUCACCUGGAAUGCAGCUCUCUGAGCCAGGAGACCUGAAGUUCACAUGGAUGACCUCAUCUCACUGUAAAGUAGACCCCUGUAGGGUUUACUCCCAGGACCCUCAGGACCCGGACAUUGUGGCUCAUGCCCUGACAGGCCGCCGUAACUCAGCUCCCGUGAGUGUGUCAGCUGUGAGAACCUCCUUCAUGGUCAAAAUGUGCCAGGCCAGGGCAGUCCCAGUCAUCCCACCCAAGAUUCAGUACACACAGAUCCCACAGCCCCUGCCCUCUCAGAGCUCAGGGGAGAAUGGGACUCAGCCUCUGGAAAGGAACCAAGAGGAACCCGGCUCAACUGGUGGGACCUCUCAGAAACCUGCCGAAGGUGAUUCCCUCUCGUCCUUGGAAAGCCCAAAGGAAGAGAAACCAAAGCAAGAUACAGGAGCUGUUGAGUCCUUGCCAAUGGAUGCCACUGCAUCCUGCAUGUGCGAGGGACCCACCCUUUCUCCAGAACCAGGUUUGGCUAACCUGCUCUCCAGCCAGGAUGCGGUAGUGCAAUGCAGAAAGCGCACAUCAGAGACAGAGCCAUCUGGGGACAACCUUCUUUCUUCAAAAAUAGAGCGACCAUCAGGGAGUUCUAAGCCUUUCCACAGGUCAAGGCCAGGAAGACCUCAGAGCCUAAUCUUAUUCAGUCCUCCUUUCCCCAUUAUGGACCACCCACCCCCCUCAUCCACAGUGACAGAUUCCAAGGUCCUGCUGUCCCCUAUCAGAAGUCCCACCCAGACAGUUUCUCCUGGUCUUCUUUGUGGGGAGUUGGCAGAAAACACGUGGGUCACACCAGAAGGGGUUACACUUAGGAAUAAAAUGACCAUCCCUAAGAAUGGCCAGAGACUGGAGACCUCAACCAGCUGUUUUUACCAGCCCCAGCGGAGAUCAGUGAUUCUGGAUGGAAGAAGUGGGAGGCAAAUAGAAUGACAUCAGUUCACAUGCUGGUGUCUGAAAAAAUGUCAUGAUUCGUCUGGAAGUUAUUACAGGGGCAACUUGCCAUUAUUCCAGGCACGGGUUAUCCAAGUUUGGGCUUAUUUUGGCCUCUUCUCUUUCUUUAGUCUUUUGACCAUUUGUUAAUUAGUCCAUUUGCCAGAAGAGAAGUCAAGAGAAGGACCAAAAGAUGAAAUUUAAACAAGUCUGUAUGAGCAGGCAGGGAAAGGUCAGGUGAGGGAAGAGGAUGUCCUCCAAUGAGGUUUGAAACUUGUGAGUUGCAUUACUCCCCCAUCGCCAUUAUCUGUUGCCAUGGAGAGCUGGGUGUGAUUAUGUCUUUUGAAAGAAAGAGAAGUCUUUUGCCUGUGUUGGAAAAUGUUGCUAUUGAGGUUUGAAGGCCUCCUAUUUACUUCAUGCUUUUUAAUGCUCUUUAAAGCAUGUGUUCUUUUAGACCAGUGUUCUGAUAAGCUUUGUAAAAGUAUACUAUCCAGAAUAGAAAAGUAUACUAUCCAGAAAAGUAUACUAUCCAGAAUAGAAAAGUAUACUAUACAGAAAAGUAUACUAUCCAGAAUAGAAAAGUAUACUAUGCAGAUUCGGAAAUGCAAACUAACAUACACUUAGUGAGUGAAUUUACCCGUACUCUUUCCCUGGAACGCUUGCAGAUCUGUCCAAGAUGGCUCCACACUCCAGCAUAGAAAAUCAGAAUCUAUACUCAAGAGCAAACUCGGAGACUGGCACAGUCCAAGAAGACUUUCUGGCUCUGGCUUUUAUUAAUUUGGGACUCCAACUGCCGCUACGCUGACCUCUGAUUUAUAAAUCCAGUAGCUGGGCAGGGUGGGGGCUGAGCUGAGGCUCACCUCAACGAAAUGUGCUGAAUCUUCAUUUAGGUAUGCAAUAGUGAAGUGAUCUGCUUUCUUCCCAAUAUCAGAGUCCAAGAACAAGAUGUCUUCAUAGAGAAAAGCCUCACACAUAGGCAGCAAACACCUCUAGCUCAGCUUUACUCUCCUUCCACACUAGGCUGGGACCAGCAGUACAGGAGGGGGUAAGGGAGGAGCCCUAGCAGGCUAGCCAUCGGUACUGCUUGGUGACAGCUGCCCAUCUUGACAAUGUGUUUCAUUUUAGCCAGUGGGUACAUCCCUUUCUCCCUCUCCUUCCAUUGCUCAGAGCAGAUUUGAGGGACCCCUCUCCCUUCCAUAAUCCCCCUCAUCCACCACCCACCCCAGGCACUCAGACUUGUUCCUCUCCUGUCUAUAUGCAAGCAGAAGCAAUAAACUAAUCUGAUUUUAUUUGUUAUUUAGAAUUUCAAAUGGUUCUUUCCUUUUCAGCUGGAGAGAGGAAGGAAAACUAAUAUACCCUGCUGGCAGAUUUUUGGUGCUAUCCUACGAAGGCCUUCACAGGAGCCCUUCUCAUGGCAAAACCCUUCAGGGUAUCAACACUUUCAGACCUUCUAAGACAACUAUGUUGUAUGAGAAACAAAGAUAAAUAAGACCUAUUUUUAGCCCUAUGCACCUCUUCUCAGGUUCAAGUCUGGCUAAAUUCUGUCCAGAAGCUCAGUCAUUGCAGAAAUUUCUCUAAGGGCUGGCAGUACCUCUGGGAAGACCUCACAACCAAGACUGGUGCUGGGCUGGGUAGGGGCUGAGCUGAAGUUACCUCCUCCAGUGAGAAAUUGGAUGCUGAUGCCUGCAACGGAUACAUACAUAUUCCUCUCUCCCUUCUUCCUGAUAAGCCUUACAGUUUUGAAAUCUUGUCCCAUACCUUUUAAGCCAGUGUCCCUGGCAGAGAUAACUGGUGGGCCAGCUGAUAAGUUCUGCUUUCAGAGGGCACUGAGAUGAGCGAGCAAGGGGAGCGGUGAAUAGGCCUUUGGUCAGUGUUUUUCCAUUCUCAUUGGGAACAAGACAUUAUACCAACAGCCAAUGAGAUGUCAACCCAUAAGAAAAGUCCUAGGGUAUAGCAUUUCUCCCUCCUGGGCAGGCAAAGUGAAGAAAUACAGUGGUGACAGAUGAGGAAGACCAUGUUCAGGAGGUGUGAAAAGUACAUUCCUGCCUUAUCAGAAAAUGUAGCAGACAGGCUUUGUGUCAAUCUCAGUGCACUGUGGUGUCUACGCUCUGAUAAGGACUGUGUUCCAGUUAGAAUGUGAGAAGGGGAAGGAGCCGCGCUUUGCUUCACCAUCAGAACUCUGAGCCGAGUAAUGAAAUAUUUAAACUAUUUUAUGAUUAUUUUAAAUUUUUGUUUGUAACACUUAGAGGAUAUAUUUUUAUUUGGGGAUAGACUGAGAAGCUACCAUUUACAUAUUAACAAGUGAGUUCAAUUUGAGGCGCCUACGUAGAUUUAUUAAAUGGCUGCCAUGUUCCUUAGACUCCGACAUCUUUCAUUUGUAGCAUCUUCUUCAGGAGUGUGGGUGUGUGGAUGUCAUCAUGAGACACAGUGACAACUGUCUAGAGAUAUUCGAUACUCUGAGCUUUCCUAGUCAGUCAAUCCAGAAGGCCUUGGAAUCUGACUCAUCUUCUCAGUCAGUGUCUGGCUGCUAAAGUGUGGAUCUCUCCUUUGACUAUUUUCCAGCCUAUCAACUGUAACAAACAUUCAUAAACUUCCUAUGGACCAGGGCUAGCCUGGGGCUGAUGAAAUUCCAUUCUGUGACAAAAGUCAUUACAUUUUUCCCCUGAAAUUGUUCCCCAAAAUGACCUUAGAUUACCAAUUUGGUCACCCACUUGGGACUGAAAAAUGAAACCCCCUCAGAAUGGCUGGAUGGGAAUCAGAUUGCCUGCUUACAUCCAGGGGAGGGACAGAAUGGGUGCUGCUGUUUUUAGGAGGAUCUACACAGUGCCCUAGAAAGGGCUGCAAAAUCAGAUUCUCAAAGGGCGCCUUCAAGUCAACCAUCAGUCCUCUAAAUGGGGGUGGCUGAUUUAAAACGUUGAAUUUGAAGUGAAAUGCAUGCAUGUUCUAAUGUUUUCUUUCAGUGUUAAUGAUUGCUUAAGAAGAUAAUAACCUAUAUUUAUUGGCUAAAUGGCCCUCCCAGGCCAACUAUGUUUUUCUUCUUUUUUGCCAAAAUGGACCAGAUAGAGGGAAUUUGGUUUUUAUCCUCUGCUUCACAUAGAAUAUGAAGAAACUUGACCAAGAACCACAUUAAGACACUGAUAGCCUAAUCUAAGCUCUAAAAUUCAAAAUAUUGGCCAAGUCAAAAUUCUGGAUCCUGGGGAAAUUAAAAAUGUAAACAUCAUCAUCCUCAACAAAUCAUAUUAAGAGCUUAGUAAUAUUGCACGGGGUACCUUAGAACUCUGAAAUCCUUGAAGAUUCUAAUGAAAAAAGGGAGAGAGGGAUGGUAGCAAAUGAAACAGCCUAUAAACAACCAGGAACAAGAUUUAGAACCAUUUAGUUAUGAAAUGAAAGCGAAGUGGAAAAAAUGUUGCAACCAGCAUCUUCAAAUAGGAUUGUUAAUAGUGUUCAAGUUACCUAUUGACUUUAGUCAAAUUAAACACAAUUGCAAGUCCAAUAAAAGGUGAUAGGGAGACACUCAGGCAUUGAGAAUUUUGCUUUGAUCAUUUAAAAAAUUAGAGAUUGGUAACUAAGAAUAAAUAGUUCUGAGGUUUUCCGUGGUCUUAAUUGGUUUGGUUGUGAAGUCCUGUUGGAUCUCUGCUAAAGAGCCAGGUAAUAUCAGCGUUCCAUACUCCUUGAGAGGGGCUUUGAGAGACUGCCAUCAUCACAAAAUGGGUGUACUCCUGUUGAUGAUGAAGUCACAGGUCCAAGACAAACUGUUACUUUCCUGUCUAAUGUUUAGCACAUGAUAAUCACAUUUGACUAAAAUUGGGUGGGAGAGUUAUUUGUCUACACAGGCCUUGUGUUCUUGCCUGGAGAGGGGUACUGGAGAACGCGAGAUUCGUUUGUCCAGGAUUGGAAUGGAGAGGUCAAGGGAAGGUCCAAUUCUCACCAGGAUUGAUUAGGGCCAUAUUCUACCAUGGCCUGUCCUAUCUGAUGACAACAUGAAUCUUGGGGUUAAGUGUCGCCAGGAGUAUGAUUUUACACACUUCCAGCAGGAGGGUCAGCUCAAAAUGUGGGAUGAUAAAGAAUGUGUCCUCCUCUGUCAACACUGUUUCUAGUAAAGUCAGGCCAGAAGAGGGCGCAAGCACCUUUCCAAGCAUGGAGAGGAAUGGGAGAUGGUAUAAGGGUGAUCGCCUGAGAUCAGUGUCAGUCUAGAUAGUAUAAAAUUGGGGGCCACCACUGAUUGACUGGCACACAGUAGAUCAUUUAGUAGCCUUGUGGUUCAUGAGCAAUGCAGGGAUCACUUCUCUAUGAGGAUGAAGGAGGAUGUAGCUAAACAUAAGAAACCCACGAAGUACGUAGCCAUGUGUUUUACUGGAUGAAUCGCAAUGCUUUGCAAUAACUUAAUGCCAUAGUACUUCCUGGCUAAUAAUUCCGCAAGGUAAAGCACUUUUUCAAAGGAGUCUAUUAGAAAGCCACAUGAUCUCAGCUGUUUGUUGAGCUUGACAAGUAUGUUUCCAAAGAUAUAAUCAAAAUGUUUUUCUAUUGAUUAAAAAAUAUAUAAAUAUUAAACUUAUCCAUAGAGACAUUUAAGUGUAAUUAAAACAGAUUGUUAUGCUUUAAAAAAUGUACUCUAAUAAAUGAUAUAAAAUAUAAUGCUUAUGAUGGCACUAUGAACUAGAGGAGGACAUGGGGUCAUCAAAAUCAAUAAUAGGAAAAGUAGAUUAUAUGCAUCAGGCUCAUUGUUCUAGUUUGUUCUGUUUGACAUCAUUUUUUAUUACUUCAAGGUUUGGUCUCACAGCAAAAGUCCUGAUGAUUUGUUUCUGUAAAUUUUUCUUAUUUUUGUUAUUUUACAUCUUA